Messenger RNA from Macadamia integrifolia, 1590 nucleotides. RefSeq lists its product as uncharacterized. The coding region runs from base 458 to 1570 and encodes 370 amino acids. The record is from RefSeq and is a predicted model, not a curated record. NCBI's taxonomy places the organism in Eukaryota, Viridiplantae, Streptophyta, Magnoliopsida, Proteales, Proteaceae. The transcript is spliced from 3 exons.
GCUCAAACAGGGUCUUCGAGGCCUUCUUUGGCAAAGAAAACUUCAAAUCCUGAUCUUGGAUUCUCCUUAUUCAAAUUUCAGAUGAAGUCCUGAAGACUCCCCUUGCCGUUGUUUUACCGCAAUCAGAUUGGCUAAAGUAUAUCUGUGUGAUCUUCUACUUAUGAAGUCCUCUACGGACCUUUUACUAAACUCCUUGAAGGUGUUGAUUAAACAGGGUUCCAACCUAGAAAACCAUAUUGUGGCUGCCUCAUAUGGGGUUUGAAGGAAUAGUCGAUGCAAAUUACAUCAGAGGCUCCCUAGAUUAGCAUUGUGGAGAGGAAAACUUUGCAGGUGAUCCCAAGGAUCUUUAGUUCCGUCUUAUAUCAAAAAGUGUUGUAGAUUCUUCUAGAACUGGUGGUCCAACAUGUUGUCUCAGUAGUGAAACACAUCAGAGCUCUACCAUUCUUCAGAGAAGCAAAUGGAUCUUAAAGAUGAUAUAAGGGCCACAGUUACUAAGCCAUUCUCCAUAAGGCAGUAUGUUCUUCAGGCUCGUCAAAAGGAUAUCUCUAAUAAUUGGCCAUUUCCAGAUGAAUAUUUGAAAGUCUGUUUGAAGCAUGGUGUCAGCGGAGUGCUCCCACCUUUUGAGCCUUGUGAUACAAUUAGGAAUUUAUGCCAUAAAAAAGAUGUUGGCCAGAAUUCUGCAACAAAGGAAAAUUCAGAUGUUGGCUUCAUUGAUCAGCAUUCUACAUGGAAUUAUGGAAUAGAAGACAAUCUAGAAGUUGCAGGUAGUGCAUAUAUGGAUGCAGCAAUGUUUGAAGUUUCCAAGAAAGUGAGCCAUUUAUCUAUUAAUUGCAAUAAACUCGAGCAUGGAGAAGGCCAAGGUCUGGGCUCUAAUUGUGUUAAACAUCUUUUGGUUUCAAAAGAUAACACCUCAAACUCCAAUCCAAGUCUGAAUCACCAUCGUGACCAAAUUGUUGUGGCACUGCCUUCCAAGGCAUUCAGAAACAAAAAACAGAAGCAUAAAGGGAAACCGAAGAAACGGUUAUUGGUGGAUAUUUUGGCUGAAGCAAAGCCUUGCAUUUUCAAGGAUAAUCAUGGGCUUAAAGAAUCAAAUUGGGCUAUGGAUCCAGGUAUCAUGGCACAUGGUCGUGUUUGUAAUUCCAUAAAAACAGUAAAUUUUAAAGAUGAAGGAAAAGAAAGUCGGGUUAGUAUUCAGCAUGAUUGCAAACCUAUACUCAAAGGGGGAAUUCAGAAUGCCAAACACCCAAGAGAUGACAAUGCAGGCAGUGGCAAUUUCUUUGUAAAAAGAAGACGUGUAGUGAAGCUUAGCCUCAAUGGGAGUAAAUCGAAAUUAUGUGACAGAGUAAUUAUUCCUCCUGGAACAGUUGAAAGGGAUUGGUAUUCAGUAGGAAGUGAAAAUUUUUUGAAUGAAAGAAAGAAAAAGAUCAAAGUUAAGUAUGAUUCUGAACCAAAGUCAUAUGAGUUGUACACAAGAUAUGGUAGUGCAGGCGACAGAAACUUAUCAGCAAAGAAGAAACAAAAAUUGAAGGUCUAUCUUAAGGGAUGCAAAUUUAAGUCGCAAUCCAUGUAGAGUUGAAUCACAGAAUAGGG